GGGAAACGGGUGAGCGCGCGUAGAGAGACAGCGCGACCACAGCCACAAGUUUAUCAGUGUAAGAUUCACAACGUCCGAGUAUUCGGACCGCGAGUAGUAUUUUGUUAUGCGUAAAAGUUAUUUUCUUACUGUAGCCUAUGCUCCGACAAUUCGCCCGGGCGUAUGAGAAUGUUCUUUUAACAAUCGUACAAGCGCAAAUGUUGUUCACUAUCUCUAUCUCACUCAUUCACUCUCCACCUCUCCCCAGCCCAUCACUCUCCACCUCUGCCCAGCCCAUUACUCUCCACCUCUCCUCAGCCCAUGACUCUCCACCUCUGCCCAGCCCAUCACUCUCCACCUCUGCCCAGCCCAUUACUCUCCACCUCUGCCCAGCCCAUCACUCUCCACCUCUCCUCAGCCCAUCACUCUCCAACUCUCCCCAGCCCAAUGCUCACACCCUGGCUGAACAAGCGCUUACUCUCUAGCCGCCAGUGAAGGCUCGAGGGUCGUCGGAUUCCUGUGAACGAAAGGAUGCGGUGCCGCAUGUCUUUUGGACAAGGUUCGGUUGGGAUCUAUCUAUGGAUGGCGGUCCUUUUCAAAGGGUCCCUACAGGGGGAGCACCAGCGCAGACUGUACAAGGAGCUGAUGGCCAACUACAAUCGUCUGGAGAGACCAGUGAUCAACGACUCCUCUCCUCUUCUGGUGGAGCUGGGAAUGACUCUGUUGCAGAUCAUAGAUGUGGAUGAGAAGAACCAGGUCCUGAUGACCAAUGCUUGGCUACAGCUGUACUGGACUGAUGUGUACCUGAGCUGGAACCCAGAGAAAUACCCUGGGGUUCAGAACCUACGUUUCCCCUCCAGCCAGAUCUGGACCCCUGACAUCCUCCUCUACAACAGUGCUGAUGAAAGGUUUGAUGCUACCUUCCACACUAACGUGCUGGUGAAUGCGUCCGGUUACUGCCAGUACAUACCGCCGGGCAUCCUGAAGAGUACCUGCUAUAUUGACGUGCGCUGGUUCCCCUUCGACGUCCAGAAGUGUGACCUGAAGUUUGGCUCUUGGACCCACAACGGCUGGCUGCUGGACCUCCAGAUGCUGGACGUGGACACGUCUACCUACAUACCCAACGGGGAGUGGGACCUCGUGGGAGUCCCGGCCAAGCGUAAUGAGCUGUACUAUGACUGCUGUAAGGAGCCCUACCCUGACGUCACCUUCACGGUCACCAUGCGAAGACGAACCCUCUACUACGGUCUCAACCUUCUCAUCCCCUGCGUCCUCAUCUCUGGCCUGGCCCUGCUGGUCUUCCUGCUGCCCGCCGACUCAGGGGAGAAGAUCUCCCUGGGUAUCACAGUCCUGCUCUCUCUAACAGUCUUCAUGCUGCUGGUUGCUGAGAUCAUGCCUGCCACCUCAGACUCUGUGCCUCUCAUCGCUCAGUACUUUGCCAGCACCAUGAUGAUAGUGGGUCUGUCUGUAGUGGUGACUGUUCUGGUCCUGCAGUUUCAUCACCACGACCCUCAGGGCGGAAAAAUGCCCAGAUGGGUCAGGGUAGUGCUUUUGAACUGGUGUGCUUGGUUCCUGCGUAUGAAACAGCCAGGCGAGGAGCGUAAACCGGCAGGCUACAAGUACCGCCACACUCCACAGCACCACUCCAGCGCCAGCUCCAUCGAGAUGGGACCCAUGGGCACCAUUACGGGCCUCACCACGCCCCUCUCCCAGGCCCCCUGUGCCACAUGCCCCACCGGCACCUCCAACGGCAGCAUGAGCCUCUACUUCAGCUACCAUGCCGUGGAGAGCGCCCGUUGCCCCCCCUCCAGUGAUUCAGGAGUGGCGUUGGGGGGGCGGGCCCAAGGGACCCCCUGCGAGGAGGCUGAGCCCCCAGGGGGAGGUGCUGGAGGAGGAGGAAGGGGGUUGAUCUUUACUCCUCCUCCCGAGGUCCUUCAGAUCCUGGAGGAGGUGUCGUAUAUUGCCCAGCGCUUCAGGGACCAGGAUGAGGAAGUGGCGAUCUGCAGCGAGUGGAAGUUUGCUGCUGCCGUGGUGGACAGACUGUGUCUGGUGGCCUUCACUCUCUUCUCCAUCGUUGGCACCUUCACCAUUCUCAUGUCUGCUCCCAACUUCUUAGAGGCCGUCACCAAGGACUAUUUAAAGAAAUAGUGUCAAUAUGUUCAACCAUAUAUGCCAGCUUCCCGGACACAGAUUAAGCCUAGGCCCGGACUAAGAACCACUUAGCAUGCUUUUUAGUAUACGACUAGACUUUCUCUGUGUAUGGGAAACCAACCUUAUGUUCUAUCCAGAUUACUCUGGAGUAUAUUUGAGAAAAAUGGAUUUAAUGUAAAUAGAUGUAUACUGUACAUGUAUCAAUGCAAGGGUUGUCCAUAGUCCCUUUCCUCUCCUUAGAUCCAGCUUAACUGAGGUUGUUCCUGUGUGUUGCUUUGCCAUCCAGAUAUCUCAUUACAAUAUCAACUCGCCGUUUGAACUUUGGAUUCCUGGACCUCCAAUCCACGACCUUCAGAACUUUGAACUGUCUUGGACGUUCUGGACUGUUGUCAGCAUUAUGUGGUGUGGUUAAGGUAACUGUCUAUUUACAGAGAUGUUUCACUGUGACUUUAUGAGCUUCUUAUUGUUUUUUUGGGACUGUUUUACUUUCACUAUAUUGUAAGUUUGUAUGUACACACUGUUUACUUUUUGCUUGUCGAAGCUAAAUAGCAUCGAA
Oncorhynchus tshawytscha (Chinook salmon) is the source of this 2686-nucleotide messenger RNA. Its product is annotated as neuronal acetylcholine receptor subunit alpha-7-like. NCBI's taxonomy places the organism in Eukaryota, Metazoa, Chordata, Actinopteri, Salmoniformes, Salmonidae. Gene Ontology annotation, cellular component: postsynaptic membrane; neuron projection; synapse. Gene Ontology annotation, biological process: regulation of membrane potential; chemical synaptic transmission; nervous system process. Gene Ontology annotation, molecular function: transmembrane signaling receptor activity; acetylcholine-gated monoatomic cation-selective channel activity. The transcript has 9 exons. The record is from RefSeq and is a predicted model, not a curated record. Bases 511 to 2127 code for a protein of 538 amino acids.